Molecule: messenger RNA, 1877 nt
Organism: Pelagomonas calceolata
Lineage: Eukaryota; Pelagophyceae; Pelagomonadales; Pelagomonadaceae
Source: the annotation of a GenBank genome assembly
AGCGCAGGCCGAUUGGCAAAGUCGAGGUACGGCCCCACGAGCGAGCCGGGACGACAGUGAAUAGGCGCUGGCAGUCCUUCUUGACCAGCCCUUCCAUCGCUCAAACGACUGGGCGCGCGCCGACCCCCCAGCAGGCGCGCACAGCCGUGCACCCUGGAGCCGCCCGGAACGCAGCGCGGCGCGCGGCCACCCGUAGACAGGGAAGGAAACAGCAUGAUCACGACCCGCCGCGGCCGCGCCAAGAAGCGCCGAGCCGAGGAAGAAGAGCCCGACGACGACCCGACCGACGCGCUCGUGCGGACCACCGCUGCGUUAAAAGACGCGCACAAGACCGCGCGUGAAGCAGAAAAAAAGCGGCUCGCCCAGGAGACCGAGGCCGCCGCCCUGAAAGCGGAGCGCGACGCGCUGGCCACGCGCUGCGCCUUCCUCGAGAGUGAAUCUGCUGACGCCCAGAAGGCCGUCCAGAGCGCUCAAGCGGAGAAAACGUCGGCCGCCGCUGCUUCACAGCUCGAGCUCGAGAAGGCCAACCAGGCGCGGAGAAAAGCAGAGGCGAAGCAGCAGGCCGACCGCGGGUCGCUGGAUGCCGCUCUAUGUCGCGUCGCGGCCCUGAAACGCGACCUCGAGAUCGCCGAAAGUAAAGCGCAGGACAUACCGGAGCCGCCGCCCGCGCCUUCCGGUUCUGUCCUCGACGCGCUCGAAGUAAAGCCCUCGGUCGAAAAACUAAGUGAAGAUGCGCAGAACGCCCUUUCUCAAGCUACUGCUGCAAGGGCCGACCUCGCCAAAGAACGAGCUGUUACGACGAGGCUCCGAGCUGAGAUUGAUCAAUCUAAAAGGGAGGCCCGCGGCGCGGCUCUUGAGAGAGAAAAAGUGCGCGCGUUAGAGGCUCAAAUUAAAGUUCUUUCUGAGCAAGACGCCGAAGACUCGAAGGUAAGGGCCGAGCGCGACGCGUUGCUAGCCGAACGGCGCGAGUGGGCGACGCGCUUUCGAGGAUUAGUUGAUAGUGAUGAUGACAAAAAUGUCGCGCGGCAAGCUUUAGAUUUGCUCAAGGUGACCAUCGACGCGAAAACGCGGGCCGACUGCGACGCCGCCGACGCGCGGUCGCAGUCGAAGAAGCACGAGCAGGCGCUGAAGCAGUGCGAGAGUCGCUUAGCGACCGCCGACGCUGAAACAAGAAGGCUGCGGACGCAGUUGUCCCGAGUAGAUGCGGAUAAAAAAGCAUGGGAGGGCGAGCGCUCGUUAUAUAUCAAGGAGACCGAGAGUUUGAGGAGACUGGCGGCGACGUACGACAAUGAUGCCGACGCAACCCUCAAGAAGCGUGUGAGCGACCUCGAGUCGCAGCUCGAGGCCGCUGCCAAAGCAUUAAGGGACUCGAAGCCGCCCGCUUCAGAACCUGCAAACGCGGCGCCACAACCCUCAAAAAAUGAGACCGAGGAAUUUAGGAUAGUCCAUCUGGUCGACAACCCCGCCGCCGCGGCCGCGGCGAAGCGCGCCGCGGCCAAGAAGGAGGAGGUACAGGGUGGUGUCGACCCGGCCACGCUCCACGCGCGGCUCAAGGAGCGGUUCCGGGAGCACCUGAACUGGUUUCGCGACGCCGUGUAUCUGUUAACGGGCUUCAAGGUCGACAUGCAGGGUCUGGGCGAGGGCCACCCGCAAGUUCGACUGAGGUCGAUGUUCGCCGAGCGCGAGGACGACUCCUUACUCUUCGCCUGGAGCGACGACGGCGUCAACUUAUUAGCGACGCCCUUCGCGGACCAGCUCGACGAGCGCCUGUUCGCGAACCUCAAGUUCUGCAACUCGGUGCCGGCGUUCCUUGCUUCGGUCCAACUCAACCUGUUCGAGCGGCAGACGCUCUUCCCCGGGUAAGAUACAUAAAUAUU